Molecule: messenger RNA, 1307 nt
Organism: Tribolium madens (black flour beetle)
Lineage: Eukaryota; Metazoa; Arthropoda; Insecta; Coleoptera; Tenebrionidae
Product: A-agglutinin anchorage subunit-like
Exons: 4
Coding region: 93-902 (269 amino acids)
Source: RefSeq, a predicted model, not a curated record
UAAGAUAAGGAUUAUCUUCCUUUUAUUUAAGCUCUUGUCUCAACCAGUUCAACAUUAUUUUGUGCUGAUUUAUCAGUAUAACCACGUCCACGAUGAAUUAUAUUUGGGUGAUUUGUGCUGUUUUGUCUUUUAUUUCCUACUCAUUUGGACUAAAAUGUCAGACCUGUAGAGGUGGUGAUUGUAAUAAAAAAUCAGAAAUUCCUUUGCAAGAAUGUAGCUUUCGUCAUCCUUUUCCCCUUUAUGAAAGUAAAACGGCUUUUGUAACUGCCGAUUUUAAUUAUAGAUGUUUGCAGUUUAGUUAUGUUAAAGAUAAUAAUGUUGAAGAAGUAAAGCAAUGUAUUGUUGUGGAUUCGCAAAGAAAUGUUUGCGAAGAUUUGAAGAAUAGUUUUGAUGUGAAAAGUUGUAGUGUUAGAGUGCCUUUGCAGGCUUUCGAAGAUGGUGAUGAUACGGCCCCUACCCCAGAGAGCACCACAUCUAUCCCAGAGAGCACCACAUCUAUCCCAGAGAGCACGACAUCUAUCCCAGAGAGCACCACAUCUCUCCCAGAGAGCACGACAUCUAUCUCAGAGAGCACCACAUCUAUUCCAGAGAGCACGACAUCUACCCCACAGAGCACGACAUCUACCCCACAGAGCACGACAUCUACCCCACAGAGCACGACAUCCACCCCACAGAGCACGACAUCUACCACAAAGAGUACUACAUCUAGCAAGCAAACCACGGCAUCUACCACAGAGAGCACCACAUCUACCACACAGAGCACCACAUCUAGUACAAGCGGCUCUUCCGACUCUUCGUCUAGUACAGAAAGUUCUUCAUCAACAACACCAUCUUCUGCUGUAUCCAGUCAAACAUCGUUUGGUAUUUUACUAGCAGCGAUCUUUUAUAUCAGGUGGAUGUAAUUUAUUUCCAAGUAUUUAUAUCCAAUUAUUUAUUGUAAUCAUAUUUUGUUUUAACGAAUAAUAAUUAUUAUGUUUAUGUUAACUUAUAACAGAGGAAGAGAAAAAAGUUUAAAGUACAAAAUAAACAUUUAUAAUUUAUAGUUAUAAGUUUAUACUUAACCUUAAUUGUAUUAAUAUUUAGCUAGGUAAGUAUAACAAAACCUUAUUUUAAACAAUGCACUAAAACAUUUCUUAUAUAGCAGCUGGUUAUUGCACUUUUCCAGGGUGAAUUAUAAAAACGACCCAAGCCAUAAUUUCAUUACUCUUAAAUACGUUAGAAUACUUCUUUAUCAUAAUUGAACAGUUUUUUGUUAUCAAUUGUUGGCUUGUUUUAGAUUAAAUGAAUAAAAAACGUUCUACUUUUUC